This is a messenger RNA of Clarias gariepinus (North African catfish), 4305 nucleotides long. RefSeq names its product eph receptor A6 (gene epha6). The transcript has 17 exons. Bases 242 to 3220 code for a protein of 992 amino acids. Gene Ontology annotation, cellular component: plasma membrane; neuron projection. The record is from RefSeq and is a predicted model, not a curated record. Gene Ontology annotation, biological process: axon guidance; cell surface receptor protein tyrosine kinase signaling pathway; protein phosphorylation. Gene Ontology annotation, molecular function: protein binding; transmembrane-ephrin receptor activity; ATP binding. NCBI's taxonomy places the organism in Eukaryota, Metazoa, Chordata, Actinopteri, Siluriformes, Clariidae.
UCCGCUUAAUAUAUAUCUAUUUAAAAAUAAAAGAAGAAGGAGGAGGAGAAAGAGAGGGAGACGGUUUUUUUUAUUUCCUGGGAUGAAACACCCGACUCUGAGGAGAAGUUUAUCCUUCAUUCCCCGAGCUAUGGAUGGGUAUUCGUCGAUUAAAGUAGUUUAAGGAAUUUCUAAACACGAUUGGUUGAUCUUGUUUCUUUUCACAGAGGACGCACUGGCUGUUCUGGAUACUUAAAAAAAAAUGACUUUUCAGCUAAGAAUUUACCUCAGUUUUGCGUUAAUGGGAGUAACAUUAACGGAUCCCGAGCAUCCCAACCAAGUGGUUCUUCUGGACACCACAGCUGUAUUGGGAGAACUUGGCUGGAUGACCUACCCAGUUAAUGGGUGGGACGCCAUCACAGAAAUGGAUGAGCAAAACCGGCCCAUCCACACCUUCCAGGUGUGCCACGUAAUGGAGCCAAACCAGAACAACUGGCUGCGCUCGAGCUGGAUCGCGCGACAGGAGGCGCAGAGGAUCUAUGUCGAGCUACGCUUCACGCUGCGUGACUGCAACAGCAUCCCGUGGGUGUCGGGGACAUGCAAAGAGACCUUCAACCUGCACUACCUGGAGACGGAUGAGCCUCACAGCCUCUUCCGUCCCUCCGAUUACGCCAAGAUAGAUACCAUUGCGGCCGAUGAGAGCUUCACGCAGACGGACGUGGGGGAACGAGUUCUUCGGCUGAACACGGAAGUGCGCGAGCUGGGGCCCGUGCGCACCAAAGGCUUCUACCUCGCCUUCCAGGAUGUGGGCGCGUGCAUCGCCCUGCUCUCAGUGCGCGUCUACUAUAAGAAGUGUCCGUCCACGCUGAGGAAUCUGGCCGCCUUUCCUGACACGGUGCCUCGCGUGCACUCGUCCGCUCUGGUGGAGGUGAGGGGAGCCUGCGUGUUGAACGCCGAAGAGCGGGACACACCUCGGCUAUACUGCAGCGCCGACGGGGACUGGCUCGUUCCACUGGGCAGGUGUGUGUGCAGCGUUGGCUAUGAAGAGAGUGACGGCCUCUGUCUGGCCUGUAAAGCCGGUUUCUACAAGGCCUUCGCGGGGAACAUCAAGUGCUCUAAGUGCCCUCCGCACAGUUUCAGCCACUCCGAGGCGUCUGCGCUGUGCCACUGCGAGAAAGGCUACUACCGAGCGGGCAAAGACCCACCGAGCACCGCCUGCACACGACCGCCCUCGCCUCCGCGUAACGUGGUGCACAUCAUGAACGAGACGACGCUGUUCCUGCAGUGGGCUCCACCCAGCGACACGGGCGGCCGCAAGGACAUAACCUACAAUGUCCUGUGCCAGCGCUGUAGUGUCGAGGGCCAGGCGUGCCAAAUGUGCGACAGUGACGUGCGUUUUGUGCCGCCGCCCGUGGGCCUGACGCGCACCUCUGUGGCCGUGCAGGACUUCAUGGCCAACGCUAACUACACGUUCCAGAUCGAGGCGGUUAACGGAGUGUCAGGAAUGGGACGAACAGCGAAACAGAUGGCCAACAUCACUAUCAGUACCGCGCAGGCUGGUCCGUCUUUGGUGGCGGCGGUGAAGAAGGACUGGGCCACUCAGAGCACCAUCGCCCUCUCCUGGCAGGAGGCUGAACAGCCCCAUGCGGCCAUCCUGGACUAUGAGAUCAAGUACUACGAGAAGGAGCAGGAGCAGUUGAGCUACUCGUCGACGCGCACUAAAGUCCCCAGCACGAUCGUAACGGGCCUCAAGCCGUCCACGGUCUACGUGUUCCACAUCCGAGCUCGCACAGCGACCGGCUACAGCAGCUACAGCUCCAAGCUCGAGUUCACCACGGGGGACGACGAUUCAGGGGAAGCGUCUGAUCAGGGCCAGGUGUUGGUGAUUGUCACCGCGGCAGUCGGGGGUUUCUCACUGCUCGUCAUCCUGACGCUGUUCCUUCUCAUCACGGGCAGGUGCCAGUGGUAUAUCAAGUCCAAGAUGAAACCGCAGGACAAGAGAAGGACACAGUGUCAGAACGGACACGUGCCGUUCCCAGGAAUAAAGACGUACGUCGAUCCAGACACGUACGAGGAUCCGACUCAGGCUGUUCACGACUUCGCUAAGGAGAUCGACCCGUCUCGCAUCCGUAUAGAGAGAGUCAUCGGAGCUGGCGAGUUUGGGGAAGUGUGUAGUGGGCGGCUCCGAACUCCAGGGAAAAAGGAGAUCCCUGUGGCCAUAAAGACCUUAAAGGGCGGAUACACCGAGCGCCAGAGGCGGGACUUCCUGCGAGAGGCCAGCAUUAUGGGACAGUUCGACAACCCGAACAUCAUCAGACUAGAAGGCGUCGUCACGAAGAGUAAGACACCGCUCUUACCCUGCCGUCCUGUGAUGAUCGUGGUGGAGUACAUGGAAAAUGGAUCAUUGGACUCUUUCCUGAGGAAGCACGACGGACACUUCACCGUCAUCCAGCUGGUCGGUAUGCUGCGCGGCAUCGCCUCCGGUAUGAUGUACCUGUCCGACAUCGGCUACGUCCACCGGGACCUGGCAGCCCGGAACAUUCUGGUGGAUGACAACCUGGUGUGUAAGGUGUCGGACUUCGGCCUGUCCAGGGUCCUGGAGGACGACCCAGAGGCUUCCUACACUACAACAGGAGGGAAGAUUCCCAUCCGCUGGACGGCUCCGGAGGCAAUCCAGUACAGGAAGUUCUCCUCGGCCAGCGACGUCUGGAGCUACGGCAUCGUCAUGUGGGAAGUGAUGUCCUAUGGAGAGCGGCCAUACUGGGAAAUGUCCAACCAGGAUGUGAUCCUGUCCAUAGAGGAGGGUUACAGGCUGCCGGCGCCCAUGGGCUGCCCCGUGGCUCUGCACCAGCUGAUGGUUCACUGCUGGCAGAAGGAGCGCAGCAGGCGGCCUCGCUUCCACGACAUCCUCAGCUUCCUGGACAAGCUCAUCCGCAACCCCAGCAGCCUCCUGACGCUGGUGGAGGACGUGCACAGUUUACCCGAAUCCCCGGAAGACCUGCCUGACUACCCCCUCUUCAUUUCCAUCGGCGACUGGCUGGACUCCAUUAAGAUGAGUCAGUACAAGAACAACUUCAUAGCGGCAGGGUACACGACUCUGGACUCCGUCUCCAGCAUGAGCAUUGACGAUGUCAGGAGCAUCGGCGUGUCUCUGAUCGGCCACCAGAGGAGGAUAGUGAGCAGCAUACAGACACUGCGACUGCAGUUCCUGCACAUUCAACAGAGUGGCUUCCACGUAUGAGACAGACCAGACGACACCGAAACACACACACACACAUACACACACACACACAAACACACGCACACACAUACACAUACAGGAAAAGUCAGGUCUGGUCUGUUUUAUUAACUGCGAUGAGAGAACUUCAGGCUUUCUCAAGAAUAAAAAACUUUUUUUGAAGGCUUCCAAACGAAAAAGCAAUCACGGGAGGAAAGAAAAAGGGAAAGAAAGGAGUCACUGGGAGAUGGACGACCAACCGGGGUCGUAAACAUGGCACUGUCGCUAUGGUGAUGUCAUCUGUCAUUUAACCAGAAGUUCUGUGACUGGCUGGAUUCACAGUCGGAGAACUUUUAAUAGUAUAUUUGCUAUUUUAAUGUAACAAAGUAUGUGUCUUAAUAGAUAUUUAUCGUUUAUUUAUCAUGCUACUUCCAGGAAUCGAGAGACCUUGAAUGUCGAGUGGAUCGUACGGCUAUCACCCAUCGUUUAUCAUCAUCAUCAUCUGAUAUUUAUGCUGGUAUUUAUAUGUACAUGUGUAUGUCAGGGUUUUCUUUUUGUUUUUUCUCUUCCUUUUUUUUUUACUGUUUAUUUUUAUGCAGCAAUAUGUGCAGCCUUUUCGGAAGAAGAAGAAGAAAAGACGCGAGAUUAGCGAGUAGGAGUAGAGUAUUGUAUUUUGAAAAUGAAAAAAGAAAAAAGAAAAAAAAAAACGCCACACAAAAACCGUUGAGAUCCUCAGGCAGUCUGUUAUGCCGUGCAAGAGCGCUUUGGACCUUUCGGGAAGAUUGAAAGCCAUGGUCUGGUGCUUCUGCAUCAGACCUCACACACUCGCACACAAUUGUACACGCCGGUCUUCACCUUACAGACCUACAUAUACAGUACACCGCUGUGAUGCACAAGAUUUAUAGAGCUCUCCUUUAUUUAGUUAUUUAUUUAUCGAAUUAUUUACUUAAUUAUUUAUUUAUUUAUUUACUGAGACAGGCGAGAUUGUCAUGAUGACGUAGAUAGGGGUGGGUUAUAGUAUAAAUAAUAAUACACGUAUUGAAUGUUGGACAGUGUGUAGCAGAGAAAGUCCUUGGUCCCUUUCUCUCUCUUGCACACACACACACACA